Mycena citricolor is the source of this 750-nucleotide messenger RNA. Lineage: Eukaryota; Fungi; Basidiomycota; Agaricomycetes; Agaricales; Mycenaceae. The record is from the annotation of a GenBank genome assembly.
AUGUGUGUUGUCAUCAGAGGUGAUGAGUUCCAGUUCCCGCUCCGCCCCUGGUCCAUGCAUCCCGCGUUGAUACCCCCUGCCGUUUGCCCGGAUAUGCUUGAGAUGUCAGGUACGCAUGAGACACUUAUCGGGUUGCGCAGGGCAAGAAUCAUCCGUGAGCCAAAGGGGACGGUGUGGGUCGCAGGCGAGCGUGCAAAUCAAAUCGAAGAGUGGCGGCAUGCGGUUCUCACGAAGCUGGCAUGCUUCCGAGAACUGCAGGCGGUGUACAUGCCUGCAGCCGCCGCUAUCAUUGAGGAGGCUGAAGCCCGGCGCGUCCGUUCAGCUUCAAGCCCUCGGCCUGAACACAUCAAGCUAUGGAUGCCGAGCGAGAUGCCCUCAUCGUUGGGUCCAGCGCGGGGUUGUGUGGCCAGGUUGUGUGACAUUGAGACGAAGCUGCGGGUGGCGCAGUGCGAGAACUCACUCACACUGGUUCGGGCGCGUCUGCAUGCAAAGAGGCACCUGAUCAGCUUCCGAAAUGCGAACGUGACUGGCCAGAACCAGUCAACAAAGGCACGGACACUGAUUAGCAAAGUCGGGGAGAAGGUGACAGCAAGCGCCAACCGGUAUCGAAGGGGACGGCAGGCUCUGGUGGAGGCUGGCCGCUUGGAAAAGUUCCAGCAUCUGCAAGAGCUCAAGGAUGAGCACCUGCAGAUGAGUGGUGCAGCUAUGGAGACGGACACAGAAAGGACAGAUGCUUGGACAGCAAAGUAG